CACUUUUUAAGUAGUUGAAAUUACAAAAUUAAAAUUAAACAUGACUCAUGUCGCUGUUAUUGUAUGCACUGUAGGAAAAGUAACAAAAGGGGUGGGUUUACGUCCCCUUAUAAUUUGCCCGACUAGUCUAUUCACCUGUCAUUGCCUACAGUUACUCAGUUACUACUUUAAUCUUUAGGCGCUACUAUAAACCCAAACAAAUAAAAUUUGUAACUAUAAAAUCAAUGGAAUUGGAGACCCAACCCAUUGCCGUCGAUGGAGACUCCACCAUCAUAGGCGGAUGUUCGCCCAGAGAUGACAAUGAUAUGGAAAGGCUGAGAAAUGGCAGCGGCGGUGGCCAAGGGAGUAACAAGUCGUUGGACAAAAUUAAGGGGCCAUGGUCACCAGAAGAGGACGCGAUAUUGAGUCAACUCGUCAGCAACUUCGGAGCGAGGAAUUGGAGCCUCAUUGCUCGAGGAAUUCCUGGCCGAUCCGGAAAGUCUUGCCGCCUCCGGUGGUGCAAUCAACUAGAUCCUGCCGUCAAACGCAAGCCCUUUACUGAUGAAGAAGAUUGCAUCAUACUUGAGGCCCAUGCUGUACAUGGGAAUAAAUGGGCAUCAAUUGCCAGGCUUUUGCCUGGCAGAACAGACAAUGCAAUCAAGAACCAUUGGAAUUCCACGUUGAGGCGCCGCUGCAUGCAACUUGGAAAAUUUAAGUUGGAAACCGUGAAUGUCAUGGAGGAUGAUAGUGCAGAAAAAUCAAAAGCAUCAUCUGAAGAAACUCCAUCAUAUGGUGAUGCCAACUCAUAUAAAUCCUCUGGAGGGAAAGAUGUCAACUCUCUGGAACGUGCAACUGACAACCAUGACCACCAAGAAGAGAGGGCUCAAUCAGAAGGUCAAUAUAUCGACCCAUCCAUGGACGAUCAAUCUAUCGACCCGCCCACGGACCAUCCCACUCUAUUCCGUCCUGUGGCUCGCAUUAGUGCAUUUACUGUUUGUAGUUCACUGGAUGGCCCGGAAAGUUUAAAUCCACGUCCAGGGCCUCUUCCCUUGCAAGGUCCCUCUAUUCAAUCCUCAAACCAAUCUGUUGGGAUCGGUAAAUUGCUCGAAGGAGCUUGUGGUGAUCGGUUGGUCCCACACCAAUGUGGCCAUGGUUGCUGUGAAAUUCAAGGCGGUGGGACACAAGGAAGCUGCUUAUUGGGUCCUGAAUUUGUUGACUAUGCUGAGCCUCCAUCCCUCCUAAGCCAUGAAUUGGCCGCAUUAGCUACGGAUAUAAGUAAUGUUGCUUGGCGCAGAAGUGGGUUGGAGAGUAGUAGUAUCAAUGCCAUGGACAAUGUGAUUGGUAGGAUGUAGCAGCUGUUAUUUUCAAAUCAGAAAUUGAAGAGAGUAGAACGAAUUAGAAUCUAGGUUUUAAAGGGGAAGAAACUAAGUUUGGGGAUUGUGCCUGACCUAGCGUCAUCCUAAGCGAAUAGUCAAUUUUUAUCUAUGAAUGGUAACUUUAGGGGCAUGAAGUGAUUUGAGUUAUUGUAUUUACACGAUUCACCAAAAUUAAUAGCUGUAUAUGUCAGUAGAAGAACUGAGCUGCACUAAUGAGAUUAUGGACCUAGAAUCAUACGGAUAAAUUAUUCAAUUUUUUGUUCAUGGGAGCGGAAAGGUUGUGCAGGACAAACAUCUGAAAGGUCAUUUUCUUGCUCUUUAGCCCGUCUAGACGAGGAAACUGAUGCACAGUUGGCAUAUUGGAGUAAGAGGAGAGGGUCGUCGAUGCAUAGGCAUAGCAUUGAUGAUUGGCAUGCUAAGUCAACGUGUUUUCUAAUAGUAGCCUACCAUCCAAGUUUCUUCCCUUUGCCUUUUAGAAAUAUUGAAUUCAAUGAAUGAAUUCUGCUGUAAUGUUUUCAUUUUUUUGGCUUUACUCUUUGAACUUGUAAUGCCUAUUUAAAUGGGAACUGCUAGAUGUUCUGAUAACUUUUUGAUCUCUAUCAUCUAUUUGAAUAAUUCUUUGAUGA
Molecule: messenger RNA, 1981 nt
Organism: Olea europaea var. sylvestris
Lineage: Eukaryota; Viridiplantae; Streptophyta; Magnoliopsida; Lamiales; Oleaceae
Product: transcription factor MYB1
Exons: 2
Coding region: 225-1331 (368 amino acids)
Biological process (GO): regulation of DNA-templated transcription
Cellular component (GO): nucleus
Molecular function (GO): RNA polymerase II cis-regulatory region sequence-specific DNA binding; DNA-binding transcription factor activity, RNA polymerase II-specific
Source: RefSeq, a predicted model, not a curated record